Molecule: messenger RNA, 1275 nt
Organism: Postia placenta MAD-698-R-SB12
Lineage: Eukaryota; Fungi; Basidiomycota; Agaricomycetes; Polyporales; Adustoporiaceae
Exons: 5
Coding region: 1-1275 (424 amino acids)
Biological process (GO): mitochondrial L-ornithine transmembrane transport
Molecular function (GO): L-ornithine transmembrane transporter activity
Source: RefSeq, a predicted model, not a curated record
AUGUCGACCAUAUCGCAGGACAGCGUCCAAGAGCAAGGCAACUCUUUCUAUGCUGCUCUUGCUCGCACUGCAACACGUAGUCUUGCUUUGUACUUCUCUCGACCAGUUCGCUUGUUCCGACCUUCCAAAGUAAAUGGUUGGCAGACACUGAAGAAACUAGCAACCCAUCAUGGACAGUCCCUAAGUCCACAAUACCUAUCAUGGCUAGUCAGGCAGCAAGGUUAUAUGGUCAUCCCGAAACACUUCAUUCCCCCAAUGGUCGUAAACGGUCUAUUGGGCGUCGUGCUAUGGUCAACGUACACUGAAGUUUCCGACGCUCUUGAGUCCCGCCUAUCCACUCAGCCGAUUGCACUUGCAGCAAUCGCCGGCGCGUCUGCUGGCGGUAUACAAGCACUAAUCGCGGCCCCCGCCGAGAACGUUCGUCUCGCGAUAGAGGGUGGUUCGUCUUCCGUGAGAGGUUGGUCCUACGCGUGGAAGGAAGUCUUCCGCGGCACUCAAUCUCGCUCUGCCCUGGAUCGGCAUCAUGAGGUCCAUGAAGCGCGGCAGGUUAGAGACUGGAUGAGGGAAGUUGGGGAUAUGGCCGGCCGUGGCUGGGACGGAUGGGGCUGGGGCUGCGCAAAGGACAUUUGUGGUACAAAACUUUGCGCUACGCCUCUGUAUCUGGCUAUCAUGCUAAUAGUGGAUACCUCGAUAGGUUUCGCUGUCUUCUUCUCGAUCUUUGAAGUGACCCGCCGCUUUGCAAUGAAGACUAAAGCAGCCUCAAAUAAUUUCACACCGAGUGGAACGUCCGAUAGAAUGCGGAGGCACAUACCACGAGUUGUACAUGCCACAACUCUGGUCACAGGGGGUGCAGUCGCAGGCUUAGCCUACGAACUUACAUGCCGACCCUGGGAUAUAGCGAGGAAAGCCGUACACGUAGACCGCUUAAGACCCGCAUCGGAAAGGCACUCCAUCUUAGUGAUUAUCCUUCGCAAGAUAAGGGAGGACGGUAUCAUUUCGUACUUCCAAGAUCCUAACUAUCUCCCACACCAUGACGACCAGGCUACUUCGCCGUUGCGACGUCGCGUGUAUUCUGCAUCCCGCACAUUGGCUCGUCAUUCGGACAUCUUUGUCACCGAGGCUUGGGCACGUCAGAAGACUGCCACUCCGCGACUGUGCGAUCGAUCUGUCGACGGCCGGGCUGCUGGGCUCAAGCCUAGUCAGGCAAGAAUAAUCUCCAAGCUUGUCCCGCUCAUUCUGCGCGACCCUGAACAUGUUGACAAAAUUCGCAAUUGA